AUGUCCCCGCAUUCAUUCGUGGAAUUGAUGGCGCUAGAGCAACUGGAAGAAAUCUCAAUCUCACACCCGGACACAGCAGACCCAGAGAGAAUUGAACGUUUCCGCUCUUUAGCAACCCCGUACCCUCCUGGCCAAGGGACGCGCGCGUUUGGCGGACAUGUCUACGCGCAGUCCGCAUACGCAGCAUCCAAGACCGUCCGUCCGGGGUUUGUCGUCCAUGAUAUGGCGGGGACAUUCGUUCUCGGAGGCCGUCUGGACACGCCUUAUGUCUAUACGGUGCGACACGUCCGCGAUGGCUUCAUGUACAGCACACGAGCCGUCGAUGCCCGACAAGAGGGCAAAGUUUGCUUCUCGUGUAUAUGUUCUUUCAAGCGCGAUGAACGACAACAUCUCUUCGACCACCAACCAACAUCCGCACAGGAGCGUUUCGACUCUAUUCUUUCGGCUAAACGACCAGAAGCUCAGGACAUCAGUCCCAGUAUCGACGUAGACUGGUGGAUUGAUCUCGUCCAGAAAGGCGACGUUGCCGAAAUCGAGUUCCCGGGUCUGGACGUGCGCAAGGUCGACAUGCAAGACUACAACCACGCCGAGGAUAUCAAGCAGCAUCCCGAACGUUAUCGCCAGCUCACGCAAUACCGGCUUAAGGGAUCACCAGAUGAGGACCCGACUGCUACCGUGGAGCAGAUUCGAGAGAGAGAAGAGGCGGGAGCAUACGAUAAUCUGUAUGCGUGUGCGCAUAUGUAUUCCAGUGACAAGAACUCGCUGUUGCUCAUUCCUCGCGCGCUGGGAAUCAAGAACUGGACUGAGAUGGGCAGCCUCACACUCACUGUCAUCUUACAUCGACAUGCAGAAGCAAUGCGGAUGAUCGAUUGGGCAAGUGUUGGUGGAGAGGACGAGCUGCCAAUGAAGUGGUUUGUGCAGGAGGGGUGGACGCCCCAGGCUGCAGAGAAUCGGUCAGUGCAUGAAAGUCAUCUUUGGAGUCCUGAUGGAAUACUGCUUGGUACUUCGUUACAAGAUAGUAUGUUGAGGCUGAGGAAGUUGGGGAAAACUCCUAAGUUGUGA
This is a messenger RNA of Penicillium brevicompactum, 1062 nucleotides long. RefSeq names its product acyl-CoA thioesterase. Lineage: Eukaryota; Fungi; Ascomycota; Eurotiomycetes; Eurotiales; Aspergillaceae. Gene Ontology annotation, cellular component: peroxisomal matrix. Gene Ontology annotation, molecular function: fatty acyl-CoA hydrolase activity. The transcript has 2 exons. The coding region runs from base 1 to 1062 and encodes 353 amino acids. Gene Ontology annotation, biological process: fatty acid catabolic process; acyl-CoA metabolic process. The record is from RefSeq and is a predicted model, not a curated record.